CACACAAUGUUCCUUCGUUCCGUUACUCGCGCUGCUGCUCGCAGCUCGGCUGUGCCCACCACGGGCCUGCGCUCCUACCGCACCGUUUCGGGCCCAAUGGCUUGCCUGAACGCUCGUCCUCAGACUGAGAAGAAGUCUAUCGCUCCCCAGCAGACCCGCGCCGCCUCCGAGCAUGCCAUCUCGAAUCCCACACUCGCCGGUAUUGAGAAGCGCUGGGAGGCCAUGCCCCCUCAGGAGCAGGCCGAGCUGUGGAUGCAGCUGAGGGACCGCAUGAAGGUCGACUGGCACCAGAUGACUCUCCAGGAGAAGAAGGCCGCCUACUGGAUCUCCUUCGGACCCCACGGCCCUCGCUCUGUGCCCCCCAAGGGCGAGAACCUCAAGAUCUUCUUCAAGGUCGCCCAGCUCACCCUUGUCAGCUUUGGUAUCUUCUACAUCAUCCACUUGUUCGCCAAGCCCCAGCCCAAGACCAUGACCAAGGAGUGGCAGGAGGCCUCCAACGAGUAUGCUAAGCAAGAGAACAUCAACCCUAUCUACGGUAUCAGCUCCGUGGGUUACGAGGGCAAGGGCUUCGUCCAGAGCCCUCCUGCUGAGAAGCAAUAGAUUGCCUCCACCCCUCGGGAGGAACAGGUAUAACGACGGGGUGUGCAGUGGAUGGGCAGUGUUGGGCUACAGGAACGAACUGCUGCCUCCCACCGCACGACCUUUGAUGACGCCGGUUCUGUGCCCAUCAAUUUUGGACACGAUCCUUCGCCUCUGUUCUACUUGUUUGUCAAUGUUAGCCCAAAAAGACCUCUGUAUCUCGUACUGUGCAAUAAUCAAUCAUCUCCUUUGUAGCCAUAGAAAGAUCAGACUGCA
Aspergillus costaricaensis CBS 115574 is the source of this 855-nucleotide messenger RNA. Its product is annotated as cytochrome c oxidase subunit IV family protein. The record is from RefSeq and is a predicted model, not a curated record. Bases 7 to 600 code for a protein of 197 amino acids. Gene Ontology annotation, biological process: mitochondrial electron transport, cytochrome c to oxygen. Lineage: Eukaryota; Fungi; Ascomycota; Eurotiomycetes; Eurotiales; Aspergillaceae. The transcript is spliced from 3 exons.